This is a messenger RNA of Uloborus diversus, 2084 nucleotides long. It is a transcript of the gene CCT3, whose product is annotated as T-complex protein 1 subunit gamma-like. The record is from RefSeq and is a predicted model, not a curated record. Bases 80 to 1735 code for a protein of 551 amino acids. Gene Ontology annotation, cellular component: chaperonin-containing T-complex. Lineage: Eukaryota; Metazoa; Arthropoda; Arachnida; Araneae; Uloboridae. Gene Ontology annotation, molecular function: ATP hydrolysis activity; ATP-dependent protein folding chaperone; ATP binding. Gene Ontology annotation, biological process: protein folding. The transcript has a single exon.
AUUCUUGAAAGCUCUCCUCCGUUCCGGUUUGUUAUUGUGUUAUAAAUUCUUUGUUAAGAAUUCUACAGAAGCGUUCAAUAUGAUGCAACUCGGUGGUGCACCAAUUUUAGUGCUCAGUCAAAAUACGACGCGAGAAUCGGGUCGUAAAGUUCAGGUGCAAAAUGUUUUAGCGGCGAAAGCAGUUUCAGAUGUCAUCCGCACGUGCCUGGGUCCCAGAGCUAUGCUAAAAAUGCUUCUCGAUCCCAUGGGCGGCGUUGUCAUGACUAAUGAUGGGAAUGCGAUUUUGCGUGAAAUAACAGCUCAACAUCCUGCUGCUAAAACGAUGAUUGAAAUAAGCCGUACCCAAGACGAAGAGGUGGGUGAUGGAACAACAUCCGUAAUAGUCCUCGCUGGAGAAUUGCUUCAGAAAUCAUUACCCUUUCUGGAGCAAAAUACUCAUCCUACUGUUAUUAUAAAUGCUUAUCGCCAAGCAUUAGAUGAUGCUGUCAAUAUUUUACAAUCUCAAAUUUCAAUCCCAGUAGAUGUUGAUAAUACUGAUGAGAUGUUGAAAAUCAUUAUGGGAUGUUUGCGAACGAAAGUUGUGGGAAAUUUUGGAGAAAAAGCCUGCGAGAUAGCACUGGCAGCUAUUAGGACUGUUCAACUUGAAGUCAAUGGUCGCAUGGAAAUUGAUAUAAAAAGGUACGCAAAAGUAGAGAAAAUACCAGGUGGGUCAAUCGGUGAUUCCAAGGUUUUGGAUGGCGUUAUGUUGAAUAAAGAUGUAACACAUGCAAAAAUGCGACGGUAUAUUAAAAAUCCAAGAAUAAUGCUUUUGGAUUGCAACUUGGAGUAUAAAAAAGGAGAAAGCCAAACUGAAAUAGAAAUCUCGAAGGAGGAAGAUUUUACUAAAAUUUUACAAUUAGAAGAAAAAUACAUCCAGGAUCUUUGUGCAGAGAUCAUAAAAUUUAAACCUGAUGUCGUAUUCACUGAAAAAGGUGUAAGUGAUUUAGCUCAGCAUUAUCUUUUGAAAGCCAACAUCACCGCAAUUCGAAGAGUCCGUAAGACUGACAACAACAGAAUUGCCCGUGCUUGUGGUGCUACCGUCGUCAAUCGUGUGGAUGAGCUGACCGAAGACGAUAUCGGCACAGAUGCUGGAUUGUUUAAAAUUGAAAAAAUUGGGGACGAAUACUUUUGUUACGUUGUCGAAUGCAAGAAGCCUAAAGCCUGUACCAUCCUUCUAAGAGGUGCAAGUAAGGACAUUUUGUCUGAAGUAGAAAGAAGCUUGCAGGAUGCCAUGUGUGUGGCUCGGAAUGUGAUCUUGGAACCUUAUCUCGUUCCUGGCGGUGGGGCAGUGGAGAUGGCCGUAAGUCAGCGCUUGAUGGAAAAAUCCAAAAGCAUCAUGGGUAUCAGCCAGUGGCCUUACCGUGCUGUUGCCUCGGCCCUUGAAGUUAUUCCUCGCACUCUGAUCCAGAAUUGCGGAGGAGAUGUCAUCCGAUCCUUGACGGCUCUUCGUGCUAAGCAUGCAACGGCGGGUAAUAUAUCUUGGGGAAUCGACGGACAAACUGGACAGUUGGUGGACAUGAAAAACUAUGGUGUUUGGGAACCACUUACAGUAAAGUUGCAAGCUUAUAAAACGGCUGUUGAAACAGCAAUCAUGCUUUUGCGUAUUGAUGAUAUUUUGUCUGGAAUCAAAAAGAAAGAAGAUCACCAGCAGAUCAACCCCAGCAUGGAGCCAUCUGAAGAAUCGAUGAAGGAAUGAGGAGUUAUCGGUCAUCAGCACAUAUGGCCAUGUUGCUUUCGUUUUUUACGAUUUUUCAUUUCUUUACAUAAUGUACGAAAGGGAUACUUAAAAUAUCAAAUGUUUCUUAGCAGCAAUAUUUUUUUGAUAACUCUACUGCUUUGCUGCACUUGAACAAAGAAUUACAUUAUUUAUUCACUAACCAAGUAUAAAUUCUAAAAAAUGUAGAUAAAAUUUUUACUUUUCAGCUCUUAACUAUAAAAAAAUAUAUAAGCUGUAAUUUUGUAUUGGGUAAUAAAAUGUAUACCUAUGAUUACUUGUUAUAUUAAAGCUUGUAAUAAGCAUUUGGUUUAAUAACCUAUAUAAAGUA